Acanthosepion pharaonis is the source of this 645-nucleotide messenger RNA. NCBI's taxonomy places the organism in Eukaryota, Metazoa, Mollusca, Cephalopoda, Sepiida, Sepiidae. The record is from the annotation of a GenBank genome assembly.
AUGAAGCAAUCUGUGAAAGCAUCUUCACAAGGAAAGCCAACGCUUUCAUCUGCUCGUAUUAUCUAUCUAUCUAUCUAUCUAUCUAUCUAUCUAUCUAUCUAUUUCAAUCUGCCCAAAAUAUUCUCUGCGUUUUUACGCAUGCGCUUUCAAAAUGUGCAACUGUGGGUUGUAGGUGUAGGAGUGCUGCUUUACGUGUCGAUUAGCCUUUGUAUGGAUCAUAUUCUUAUUGCGCGCGCAGACCUAUCUGUUUCAACUAGACGUUUCCAUUGGUCUUUCUUUUCUUUUUCUUUCUAUCUGUGUAAAAGUCCUCCCCCUACCACCACCACCACCACCACCACCAUCACCACUGCCUCCUCUUUACUCUUCUGCCAAUCCUUCUACCCGCUCUCCCAACGGAGAGACUUCCUUUCUUCUUCUCGUUCAGUAUUUCGGCUCACUCUUUUUCACAAGUCUCCACCCCGUCUGUUUACUUGUCUCUCUAUAUUCAAUCCUCCAAUCAAUUUCUUUGUGGGUCUACCCCUUCUAUUAUCCUCGCUCUCUUUUAGUUACCCGCUCACUCGUUCUCUCUCUGUUGACAUUCGUAAAAAAUGGAUCAGGGCCAUUUUGGAAGAGAGGAAAAAGGAAGCAAGUAUGGCGUUUGGGUGA